Molecule: messenger RNA, 1260 nt
Organism: Acaulospora morrowiae
Lineage: Eukaryota; Fungi; Glomeromycota; Glomeromycetes; Diversisporales; Acaulosporaceae
Source: the annotation of a GenBank genome assembly
AUGUCCCGGCGAAGAGGUAUUCCUACGCGAUUUAUAUCUCAUAAACACGGUGGUAUGCUUUGUGGUCUUUUUGAUGAUCACCGGAUUAUUGAUUUGGCGAACGGCGGUGAGGGGCCAAAAAUUGAUCGCCAGAGAUCCGCUGAAGGAGAUGGGAAUCUUACGUCCAAGACCAUUAGAAUGUUUUCUAUUAUUAAACAUGUUUCAUCACGACUCCUGUACUCAGUCUGCUUAUUGAGUGGCUAUAUACCAAAUAGUUUGUUGAAAGAACUAUUCCAUGAUGUGACCUUCACGAUUCUAUUGGCUUCUCUGACCUUAUAUUUGAUUGGACUAAUAUACACUAUUCCAAGAUCUCACACCUCACAUCGUCAUCUUAAUUCUUACACUCGACCAUAUCAGUCUUCUUCAUUGGAUGCAAGAGGAGUCUGGAUUCCGCAACCGAUGAUUGUUGACGCGUUCGGGUUCUUUGUACUAUUAGGCCCAAUUGUAUCUUUGAAUGCAUUUGCAAUCCUCUCGGGUUUUUAUAUGGACCAUGGUGAACCUGAGAAAGCAAGUUUUUGGAUAACCUUACAUUACAUUGUCUGGAGCUUCUUUUGCUGGGUCAUCAUCGCUUCCUUGGUUUACUUUGGAAGCCGAUUGACCGGAAUAAUAUUGAGGCACAUUGAGGAUACAAAAGAAGCGGGUCGCGCAAAACCGAUGAAAUUAAGAAACUUGGAACAAGGAUUAAAGAAGCUACGACUGAUACUCUCGAUAAUUGUUAGCGUUCUUGUGUACUUUGCCAUAUCAUCACUCAUAUUUGGAUCAUUUAGAAAUUUCAUAUUGACCUUCUCGCCAUUUCUGUCUCAUGCAUUGGCUGCUUCGUGGAUCCUGAUCGUUCCUACGAUGAACGUCGUCAUAAUAACGAUAUUGGCCAUGGAAACAAACAACAGAGAGCCUUUACAGAUCCUCCCUCAGACCAAUAUCUCCCCCAUCGAAAUUCCAGUUCUACCAUAUGAUAGCACAUCUUCAAAAACCGAUGAAGCUGAGUCAUACCCAAUGAGGCCAAUGAAUGCAAUAGCGCUAGAGGCAACCAGAUUUACAUCGUCAAAUGAUGACUCCAAAAUUUCCGAAUUAAGUUAUCAACAAAGAUCUUUGUCACAAUCGCAAAUAGAAUAUUUGCAACGAAACAGUAGUCCUACCAUUUCUGACCAUAAUCAACGUCAACCAAUGACACCAUCUUCAGCUCUAGCGCGUAUCACCGAACCGCCCUUAUCGCCAAAAUAA